CAAAGGGGCCGGUCAGCUGGAUUUGCAUGAACAGAACCUAAGCAAUUUCUGAAAUUGAGUUUUAAAACUGGCAGUUCUUUUCCCACCCCAUUAGGUUUUUGCAAAGUCCUCUCUGUAGCAACGUCAUACAGCUGUUCUUCAUUUCCUGUUACAAUUUCUUUUUUUUUUUUUUUUUUUUUUUUUUUUGCAUUCUUUCCAGGGAAGAAGAAUCAAUACAACCCGUUCUCUAGGAGGGAGGUGGUUGGACGGUCUGACCUUUAGCGGUGUUAGAAGACCUGUUUUGAUCCAAACCAGAUGUUCAGGCUGAGUUAACUUCGGCCUGAGUCAAGCAAUUGAUCACAAGAUGUUUUUUCGGUUUGUGUGCUAUCUUGUGGUUGUGUGGCUGAUUUCUGGCUCAGAUGCAGAGAGCUGUCCGGAACUUCCCCCGGUGGACAACAGCAUAUUUGUUGCCAAGGAGGCGGAAGGACACGUUCUGGGGACCUACGUUUGUAUCCAGGGCUACCACCUGGUAGGGGAGAGCACCUUGUUUUGCAAUGCCUCCAAGGAGUGGAAUGCCCGUACCCCCAGGUGCCGCUUGGGCCACUGUCCCGACCCUGUGCUGCUGCAUGGCAAGUUCAGUUUCCGGUGGCCUGUGAAAGCGAGAGACACAAUCACGUUUACAUGCAAUGAGCACUACAUCCUCAAAGGCGGCAACUGGAGCCAGUGCCGCGAGGACCACACCUGGGUGCCUCCCUUUCCCACCUGCAAAAGCAGAGACUGUGGCCCUCCUGAGAACCCAGCUCAUGGCUAUUAUGAAGGAAAAAAUUUCAACUCAGGAUCUACCAUUACUUAUCACUGUGAAGACAGAUACCGCUUGGUGGGCACACAAGAGCAGCAGUGCAUUGAUGGGGAAUGGAACAGUGCACCUCCGGUCUGUGAAUUGAUCCCAGAAGCUCCCAAACCAGCUCGACAGACUGCACAUGAGAAGGCACUGCUUGCCUUUCAAGAGAGUGAGGAACUUUGCAAAGCCGUAGAGAACUUUAUGCAAAGAUUAAAGGAAAAUGGCUCAACAAUGGAGGAGCUAAAACAUUCUCUGGAAACAAAGAAAGCUGAGUUGGAGGCAACAAUAUCGCCCUGACAUUGUAGCUGAGUUGACUGGGUAAUGUCAAUACACCUAUAAAUAAAGUUUCCUCUUGGUUCUGAAA
Molecule: messenger RNA, 1184 nt
Organism: Myotis brandtii (Brandt's bat)
Lineage: Eukaryota; Metazoa; Chordata; Mammalia; Chiroptera; Vespertilionidae
Gene: C4BPB
Product: complement component 4 binding protein, beta
Exons: 6
Coding region: 344-1117 (257 amino acids)
Source: RefSeq, a predicted model, not a curated record